UACAGCAAGGGUAACCUAGAGCGGGAGAGAACCUCCCCCAGCCGGCUCUGCGGACCCGGACGGCCAAGGAGAGCAGGAGCGAGAGAGGGAGAAAAAGAGAGAGAGAGAGAAAGACGAGAAGGGGGGAAAUGCCUGCGGAAUGAAGAGGACUAGGCGAGCCCUGACCAUGCGCCCCUGGGGCGCGGCGGCCUGCGCGCUGCUCCUGCUGUUCGGGCUGCGGGCGCUGGCCGUCUGCCCGCACGCCUGCUCCUGCACGCGCAGCCACCGGGUGGCGGACUGCUCGGGCCGGGGCCUGGACCAGCUGCCGGACGGCCUGCAGCACAACGUCCGCACGCUCAACCUGUCCCGCAACCGCCUGCAGGACCUGGACGGGCUGCUGGGCCACCUCGCCCACCUGCGCACCCUGGACAUCUCCCGCAACCACCUGGCGCGCAUGCCCGCCGGGCUGCCCCGCGCCCUCUGGGAGAUCCUGGCGUCGGGCAACCGGCUGCGGAUGCUGGAGAAGAACGACACGGCCUACCAGUGGAACCUGCGGGCGCUGGACCUGUCGGCCAACCAGCUGGAGCGCGUGGUCUUCAUCAACAACACCCUGCCCGACCUGCGCCUGCUCAACCUCAGCCACAACAAGUUCUGGACGGUGCCCACCAACAUGCCCUCCAACCUGGAGACCGUCGACCUCUCCCACAACUUCCUGGUGCAGAUCCUGCCCGGCUCGCUGGACCGGCUGCCCCGGCUCAGCCGCUUCUACCUGCACGGCAACCGCUUCUCGUCCGUCGGCGAGCCGGCCUUCGGUCGGCUGGAGGGCCUGCGGCUCAUCACCCUGGACGACAACCCGUGGGCGUGCGAGGACGAGGAGAACAUGACCAGCCUGCUGGCCUGGACGCAGCGGACCUCCGCCCGCGUGCUGGGCUGCCCCUGCCACACCCGCCACGUCUGCGGCGAGGCCCGCGCGGCCGCCACCGGGGCGUGGCGCUACGCGUCCUUCACCCGGAGCCCGCUGGAGGGCGAGGCGGCGGAGGCGGGGCGCUGGUCCAAGCCGGCCGCUCCGGGGCUGCUGGACGAGGGCCCCUCCUUCCCCGGCGGCAACGGCACCUCCAACUUCUCCCUGCCGGCCAACCACCUCCUCUUCGGAGGGGGUGGCGGCUUCUCCACCGUCGCCACGACGACCACCAGCGCGACGCCCCGGUCCAGGGCGGCCGAGAAGGCCAAGGCGGGAGGAGUCGGGAGCGCGAACGCCGGGCUCCGGACCCGCGUCCCGAACGCGAUCGGGCUGAACGUUUUACUGGCCACCGUCGUCUUCGGCGAGCUCUGAAGACCCCUCUCCCCCCCCCCCCACGGAACCAGGAACUCUCACCCUUUCACAACAAACUGCCCUUUCGACCGCAAAGGAAUGCUGUGGCUCUUCGGCGCUGUUUAUUUUAAAUGCCGUUCGAAUUGGAAAACGUGCCUACCGUGUGCAGUCCCUUUUCAGUCCCGAGCAAAACGAUGAUCGCCAUGUGUUGAGCGUAGGAGUGUGGUAUGUGGCUCAACUGCGUAUACAAUGAUCUACACCAGGGAUCAUCAACUCUGGCCCUCGAAUCCAAAUCCAGCCCUGGUUUUCUUCUCUCCCGGGUAAUUAGUGCUUACUGAUUGGCCAGACUGUCUUCACACCUGACUCCCAGGCAAAGGGAGGGUGGAAAACCAGCAGUUCUCGGCCCUCGAGGACCGUGAGUUGCUGAUCCCUGGUCUAUACAAAUAGCUAGCAACGGAAAACAAUGUGCCGCAGCUACUGCUAUUUAAUCUGCCGGUGUGGCUGAAUGCUUUCUCUCUGUAUCUGUGUACCAUGCUUGUCCAUUGUAGGAUCAUACGGCUGCAUUUUGUGAAAUAAGAAAAAGCCAACAGGAAUCACUGUGUGAUUUUAAUAGUUUUAAUACACUGUAUAUGUGGGUGCUUCACAUAUUAAAAACAGGGCUGCCUGUUAUUUUUAUUUAUUUAUUUUUGCCUGAAGGCCUCUUACACUAACUGAACUGAACACUGACAAACCCGCGGUUUGAACCGCACUGGGACUGGUCUCAUCGCCGUGGUUACCCGCCGCGCGGCCGACCGCUCAGGCGGCGCGGUUUGAUUUUCGCCGUCGGCGGCGGCGGCGCUGUCUCCGCUAGCGCGAGCGGCGGGCCUUCGCCUAGCAGGCCGCUCACGCACGCCUCAUCCCGGGAGCGCAGGCUCGUAAAAAAAGGGCACAACCCCGUCAGCGUCGCCGACUGAUAAAUACACCACAAAAUGGAAUUAAAAAAAAAACCACUGACAUUUUUAAAAAGGUGGGCUGCAAAGGGCGAUGAAUCAGUAACACGCCUGCUGCGACAGACAGACAUACAGACGGUUUUUCUCUGGCUGGAAAGAGGUGAGAAAGCUUUAAAUGUCAGCUCUCAGUUCAACCCGAACUAAAAAAAGAGUGAGGAAUUGCGCUCCC
Messenger RNA from Anguilla rostrata (American eel), 2449 nucleotides. Its product is annotated as oligodendrocyte-myelin glycoprotein-like. Gene Ontology annotation, biological process: neuron projection regeneration. Gene Ontology annotation, molecular function: protein binding. The record is from RefSeq and is a predicted model, not a curated record. Bases 140 to 1312 code for a protein of 390 amino acids. The transcript has 2 exons. NCBI's taxonomy places the organism in Eukaryota, Metazoa, Chordata, Actinopteri, Anguilliformes, Anguillidae.